Rhipicephalus sanguineus (brown dog tick) is the source of this 2184-nucleotide messenger RNA. RefSeq names its product neprilysin-1. Gene Ontology annotation, biological process: protein processing. The record is from RefSeq and is a predicted model, not a curated record. Lineage: Eukaryota; Metazoa; Arthropoda; Arachnida; Ixodida; Ixodidae. The transcript has 9 exons. Gene Ontology annotation, molecular function: metalloendopeptidase activity. Bases 1 to 2184 code for a protein of 727 amino acids. Gene Ontology annotation, cellular component: plasma membrane.
AUGCCGAGGUUGGAGCUGGCCAAGGCUCACUCCCAAAGCUCGGGGGUGUGUUCAACGGCUCCGCGAAAUAGCACGCCGAAGAAGCAACGGGAGCUGGCUGGGCAGCAGGGGCCCCUCCACGAGCGUCCCGGAGCCGAGCGCAGCACUUCAAAAAGUCCCGCGGACGGCGACUCCAGCCAUGCACCCAGGCGUAGCGACUCCAUUGGCAGCUCGUUGCUGGCUCACAUGCAGAACCUGGCCUUGCGCAGCCAGGAUGACCGGCAUCGCUCCAGCGUUUCGUCCUGGCGACAUGCGGCGGUGGCCUUCCGGUCGUGGGCCCGCAGCAUGGCACCCCUCUGGGUGGCGCUGGUCGCCGCCUUCGUGCUCGUCGCCUUCUUCUUGGGCUCAUCGAUUACACGCAAGGUAGACCCGGAGGCCCUCCUGGAUAAUGGCUGCACGUCCAGAGGCUGCAUGGAGCACUUGGAGCGCCUGUCCAGAGAGCUGAACACCAGCAUCGACCCGUGCUGGGACCCGGUGGCCUACGUGUGCGGCAAUGUGCGCUGGUACAGCGAUCUUGUAUCGGACGCGGUCACCGACAUGCUAACGCGCUGGUCCCGGCACGGUGCUACCUUCCUCGAGCAGCAUCGAUUGUCACCCGUGUCGGCGCUGUACAAGUCUUGCAUGGCACGGGACAGCGACACCGAGAGGCGCCUCAGAGAGAUCCUGCAAUUCCUUAGGGAUCGAGGACUACCAUGGCCCCGCAGGUCCACAGACUCAAGCUCCGCCAGGCACGCUCUUGAUGUGGUCCUCGACCUUAUCAUCAACUGGGGCGUCAGUUUCAUGCUGGAGAUAAGCCUCAAGCAACUUCCAGGAGACACAAGGUACAGCCUGUGCAUGAGCUACAAUCACAUCACUCUCUGGCGCGCCUCUUGGUACAACUAUUCGAAAGUGGAUGGCCAGCGGCUCAAGUACGUGCAGGCCAUGUACCACCUGUACGGGGCCGGUGACACUCCGCUGGCCCAUAUGCGUGACCUCGUGGCUGACGAAGAAAAGUUUCUCCGCAUCGCCAAUGAGGCCAUUGCCAGCGCAAACCACGUCGUCAUGAAGCUGCGGGUGGUUCACCUGGACCUGCUUACGCCGAACGUAAGCAGCGACCGUUGGCUGGAGUACCUCAACAAGCACCUCCGCCCACACCGCUUGCUGCCCAACGACAAUCUGCUGGUCGUCGACAAGGUCGUCACCACGACGGCGAACAGAAUGUUGGAAAGCUUCAGCAAUGCGGACAUUCUGGAGCAAGUGGCCUGGAGCUUCAUCGACAAGUACUCGUUCGCCAAUUCGUACGCGGCAGCCGUGGUCACGUUCGGGGACGAGGAGUCCGUGGCUUUAUUCAGACCCAGCAUGUGUUACGUGUUUACCGAGAGCCGCUUCCGGAGGUGGCUUUUCCUCGAGAGGACCGCGGCGCUCGGCGGCUCGCUUUUCCUGGGCAAUCUAAGCGGCAUCUUCGAAGACGUGCGCAACGCCACCCAGCGGCUGCUCUCUGACGCGGCCCCGUGGAUCGACCUACCAGCGCGAGCCGAGGCGGCAUCCAUAGCUGCCGAAAUGCACCGUCGCAAGUUCCCGGGCUGGCCCCUGAACGACACCAUGCUGCACCGUCACGGCGCGUACUCGCUCCCCGCGGAGUACGAGUACUGGUGGAACACGCUGUUCCUGAACCCAGCCUUGGCGGCGCCACCCAUGUUCUAUAUGGGCGCACCGCCUUCAAUCAACUACGGGGGAUACGGCGCGGCCAUCGCUAGGCAACUAGUCAGGGGCUUCGAUCCGCAGACGGGCUCGUUCCUGGACACCAAGAGGGCCGUGAGAAGCUGGAUGUCGAGGAAAACCCGCAAGGUGCUUGAGCACAAGGUCAGCUGCGCGGCCGGUAGAUCCAGCGUGCUCAUGCAGGUGGCCGCUGUCCAGGUUGCGUACCGGGCAUUCCGAGAACAACAUGCGGAUGAACCCCGCCGCUACGUCGUCAGCAAGCAUGUCUCGUUGACGCCGGACAUGCUCUUCUUCGUGACGCUCUGUCGCAGCUUGUGCGGCAUGGGCAAACUGUGCUCUAGGGUACUCAGAAAUAUGGCAGCGUUCGGCCGCGCCUUCUCUUGCAAGCACAACGCGCCCAUGAAUCCCACAAAGAAGUGCUCCUUCUUCGAGCAGGAGGGAUCUUGA